Molecule: messenger RNA, 510 nt
Organism: Coniosporium apollinis CBS 100218
Lineage: Eukaryota; Fungi; Ascomycota; Dothideomycetes
Exons: 1
Coding region: 1-510 (169 amino acids)
Source: RefSeq, a predicted model, not a curated record
AUGAAGUUCACCGCCAUCCUCAUCUCCGCCUUCGCCGGCCUCGCCCUCGCGGCUCCUCAGCCCCAGGAAGCAACUCCAUCAGCACUCACGAGCUCCUUCUCCGUCUCCUCGACCGUCGUCCUCUCCGACGCCAGCACCACCGUCUCGCUGACUCCCGUCCAAACCUGCCUCGCCGCCUGCCCCAUCGAAGACGUCACCUGCAAGGCCCGCUGCGUCGGCGCCGCGCGCCCGAACGAAUCGCAGGUGAACCAGACGAACGAGUGCGUUGCGCAGUGUGACCAAGGCGAUGGCUCGCCCGCCGCGACGGAGCGCUACAGCCAGUGCACGCAGAACUGCAUUGCGAGCUACUACCCGUCGACGCAAACAGUUGGCGGAGUGGUCGGGAGCGGGGCGAGCACGGCCGCGAGCAAUGCUGCGAGCGUGACGAGUGGUGCUGCUGCUAGUGUGUCGUCCGCUGCUGCUAGCCUUUCUGGUGGUGAGUGCUUGUUGCGUUUUGGUAUGGAGGACUAG